Messenger RNA from Pogona vitticeps (central bearded dragon), 1667 nucleotides. RefSeq names its product corticotropin releasing hormone binding protein (gene CRHBP). Gene Ontology annotation, molecular function: corticotropin-releasing hormone binding. Lineage: Eukaryota; Metazoa; Chordata; Lepidosauria; Squamata; Agamidae. The record is from RefSeq and is a predicted model, not a curated record. Gene Ontology annotation, biological process: hormone-mediated signaling pathway; negative regulation of corticotropin-releasing hormone receptor activity; negative regulation of corticotropin secretion.
AGCAGGCUGCCUCGGCUGCUGCUGCUGCGCCUCGUCCGAGCAGGCAGGGGAAGAAACUUCAAGCCCUCGCGCCGAGGAAGCAGAAAGCGCAGCGACAUGGCUUGCGGGCUCGCCUGUCACCUCCUGCUGGUCUUCCUGGCAGCCCUCGAAGGGGAGAGCAGGUACUUCGAGGCGAAGGACGAGGUGGCGGCCGAGGAAGAGCCCUUCCUGCUCCUCAACGCGGACCUGAAGCGGGAACUGUCCGAGGGCCAGCAGAUGUAUCGCCGGGCGCUGCGUUGCAUUGACAUGUUGAGUCUAGAAGGACAGUUCACCUUCACAGCUGAGCAGCCGCAACUGCACUGUGCUACGUUCUUCAUAGGUGACCCACAGGAGUUCAUCAUGAUAGACUUUGAUUUUGUCAACAUCGAUUGUCAAGCAGGAGAUUUCCUAAAGGUGUUCGAUGGCUGGAUAUUGAAAGGUGAGAAGUUCCCUAGCUCCCUGGAUCAUCCUCUUUCCACCUCUGAAAGAUACAUAGAUUUCUGUGAAGCAGGCCGCAUUAGGAGCACUAUCAGGUCAUCACAGAAUGUAGCCAUGAUCUUCUUCCGGAUUCACGAUCUAGGAAAUGGAUUCACAUUGACAAUAAGGAAAAAGCCCAAUCUUUUCCCUUGCAAUGUCAUCUCUCAGACCCCCACUGGAAGAUUUACCAUGGUUAUUCCUCAUCAGCACAGAAACUGCAGUUUUUCCAUAAUAUACCCAGUGGUGAUAAAAAUAUCUGACCUUAUGCUGGGACACUUGAAUGGCCUUCACUUAAAGAAGCCCUCUGCAGGUUGUGGGGGAGUUGGAGAUUUUGUGGAGCUAUUGGGAGGAAAUGGCUUAGAUCCUUCUAAGAUGUUCCCGUUAGCUGAUCUGUGCCACUCCUUCCAUGGCCCUGCCCAAAUGAAGAUUGGCUGUGACAACACUGUGCUGAGAAUGGUCUCCAGCGGCAAACAUCUCAAUCGGGUAACGUUUGAGUACCAUCAACUGGAUGAACAUGAACUGGAAAACAGAAAGGAGAAUAGCCUUGAGGAGUUCUGUCUUUCAAGUGUCUGAGAAGCCAAACAAGUCACUCUUUGUUGAAAUGUAAUGUUAAUUUUGAGCAGCUAAUUUUAUGAAACUGUUCUAGUGUAUAAACAUUUGUCUUUUCAUAAUAAAUCAUUAUUUCCAUGUUCAGAACAGUGUUAAUCAGAACAUUUGCAAAAUAUUGCCUACCCUCUCUAAGUGUAUUUAAUAUUUCCAAUAUACUCAAAUCUGUAUGAAUUCCAAAAGGAACAGUUGGGGACACGUACAGCUAUUAAUUUAAUCAAAAGAUAAGCACACAUAGAAAAUCAAAAUGUGUGUGUUGCAGUGCAAAUAUUUUUUUCUAACACUUGCUUGACUUUCUGAAACAAUUUUCAGUGCACAUGCAAAAUUUAAAACACCAUGAAGUUUAAUCAGCAGUUUCUCACCCUUUACAUCUGUUGCAAGUGCUUAAAAGACCCAUAUGGUGAAAUUACCAAUUUUAUAAGAGAACAUUCUGUAUUAGUGUGUGCAAAACUAACUGCUUGGUAAUUUAUUACUACACUAUAUGUAUGAUUGUUUUUAAUAAAAUUUAUAGCAUGAAAAAUGUUUCCCUUCUACUUGUCAAGACAUGAAUAAAUACAUUCAAAGAA